This is a messenger RNA of Fukomys damarensis (Damara mole-rat), 1895 nucleotides long. Its product is annotated as Fc receptor-like protein 3. The record is from RefSeq and is a predicted model, not a curated record. Gene Ontology annotation, biological process: cell surface receptor signaling pathway. Lineage: Eukaryota; Metazoa; Chordata; Mammalia; Rodentia; Bathyergidae. The coding region runs from base 39 to 1895 and encodes 618 amino acids. Gene Ontology annotation, molecular function: transmembrane signaling receptor activity. The transcript has 9 exons.
UUCUUUGAAAGAGAUGAGCCUGACUUGGUGAGACAAACAUGUCCUGCCCUCAGCGUCGUCGGGUCCUCACACACCUGUGGCCGCUCCUGCUGAUCCUGGCUCCUGGAAGAGAGCAAUCAGGCGUACUUCCAAAAGCCGUACUUCUGCUCGAUCCUCCAUGGUCCACCACAUUCAAAGGAAAAAAAAUGACUCUCAGAUGUACUGAUUCCCAUUCUCCAACAAAGGGACAGGCAUCUUGGUUUUGUGACAAGAAAAUAUUGAAUACGGUAUCUGAAAUCAUCACAAUUGAAACAUCUGGGAGUUACCAGUGCAAGACCCCUGAAUCUUCUUUCAGUGACCCUGUGCACGUGGAAUUUUCCCCUGACUCGCUGAUCCUCCAGGCUCCCCACCCUGUCUAUGAAGGAGAUGAUGUAACUCUGAGAUGCCUGGGGAAAGAAGAAAAGAAUACAUUGAAAAAGAUUUACUAUAAAAAUGGAGAAAAACUCCAUGAGAGUGACUAUUUAGACCUCAUCACUGUAAAUUCAGUCUCCAUGAACUCUGAUCAAUAUUAUUGUACUGCUUAUGACAAAUGGCUCCUAAUCCCAUUCAAAAAAACUUCAAAAUCUUUAAGCAUCCAAGUUCAAGAGCUGUUUCCACGCCCUGUGCUGACUUCUAGCCCAGCCCAGCCCAUCGAAGGUGGCCCAAUGUACUUGACCUGUGAGACCCAGCUCCCUCCACAGAAGCCAGAUGUCCGGCUCCAGUUCUGCUUCUUUAGAGAUGCCCAGAUCCUGGGGUCAGGCUGCAGCAGCUCCCCGGAGCUCCAGAUCCCCACCAUGUGGACUGAGGACUCAGGGUCCUACUGGUGCCAGGCAAAGACAGUGAUGCCUAACAUCACAAAAAUGAGCCAGAAGUCUCAGAUACAUGUGCAGAGGAUCCCUGUGUCUAAAGUGAAUCUAGAGAUCCAGCCCCCAAAGGGUCAGCUGAUUGAAGGACACAGUUUGCUUCUUAUCUGCUCAGUAACGAAGGGCACAGGGGUUAUUACCUUCUCCUGGCACAGAGAUGGGACGGGAAUUCUGGGCAGAAAGACCCAGCGUUCCCUGUUGGCCGAGCUGCAGGUGCCCACAGUGAAGGAACAUGAUGCAGGGAAAUAUUAUUGCACGGCUGACAACAGUGAUGGCCCCAUCCUCAGCAACAAGAUUAGAAUCCCUGUGAAAAUUCCAGCGUCUAGCCCAGUCCUCACCAUCAGGGCUCCCAGGGCCCCGGCUGUGGUGGGGGACCUUGUGGAGCUUCACUGUGAGGCCCUGAGAGGCUCUCCUCCGAUCCUGUACCUGUUUUAUCAUGAGAACGUCACCGUGGGGAACAGCUCAGCACCCUCUGGAGGAGGAGCAUCCUUCAAGGUCUUCUUGACUGCGGAACACUCCGGGAACUAUUUCUGCGAGGCUGACAAUGGCCUGGGGGCCCAGCGCAGUCACGGAGAGAGUUUGAAGGUCGCAGUUCCAGUAUCCUGCCCUGUCUUCACCCUCAGGUCCCCUGGAGCCCAGGCUGUGGUCGGGGACAUAGUGGAGCUUCACUGUGAGGCCCUGAGAGGCUCUGCCCCGAUCCUGUACCGGUUUUACCGUGAAAAUGUCACUCUGGGGAACAGCUCAGCUCCCUCGGGAGGAGGAGCAUCCUUCAAGCUCUUGUUGAACACAGAGCAUGCUGGAAACUACUCCUGCGAGGCUGACAAUGGCCUGGGAGCCCAGCACAGUGAGGUGAUGACACUCAGUGUCAUAGAAUUAUCUUUUUGUCUCGGAUUUUGGCAGUUUGAAUACAGUGUGUUCCGAAGAGCCUGUUCUGGUUUGAAUUUGAAACGUCAUCGAACAGACAUGUGUUAUAGGCUUGGUUGUCUGCUGAUUGACUUUUGGGAAUGUGGCUGA